This is a messenger RNA of Ornithodoros turicata, 1182 nucleotides long. RefSeq lists its product as uncharacterized. The record is from RefSeq and is a predicted model, not a curated record. NCBI's taxonomy places the organism in Eukaryota, Metazoa, Arthropoda, Arachnida, Ixodida, Argasidae. Bases 5 to 1171 code for a protein of 388 amino acids. The transcript has 8 exons.
GUACAUGUUCCAUACGAUGCAGGUGCCAACACUGACUUUGUCGCAGUACUUCAGAACACAGAAACAGCACCUCUUUCCUGCCGUGAAUGAUGUCUUCCUGAGCAGACAAGCUGAGCUACUGGACCGGCUCCGCCCAGUGCCCCUGACCCUUGCGGGAGAUGGCAGAUGUGAUUCGCCAGGCCACACAGCCCUCUAUGGCACUUACACACUGCUUGAGACAGUUGCCAAUAGGAUCAUCCACUUUGAAUUGGUCAAGUCAACAGAAGUCUCAAGCAGCAAUGCCAUGGAGGUACAUGGUCUAAAGAACUGCCUUGCCUACCUUGAAGCACAUGACAUGGUUGUGGACACCAUAGUGACUGACCGCCACACUGCAAUAAAGUCUGUGUUAAGGGAAUUGUGUCCACACAUCAAACACCGUUUUGACGUGUGGCACGUUGCGAAAGGGAUCAAGAAAAAGCUUGUGUCUCUCAGCCGCUCCACAAAGCACCACGUUGUGAAGUUCUGGAUAGAGAGCCUUAUCCGACACAUAUACUGGUGUCCAAAGUACAGUGGGGAAAGUGGUGACCUUUGUCUGGCGAAGUGGGUAUCGGCAGUGAACCACAUUGUCGAUGUCCAUGAGCAUGACAACCCACUGUACCCAGUUUGUUAUCAUGGCCCAGUUUCAGAACCACGAGAAUGGCUCAAAGAAGAUAGUGAGACGUACGCAAAGGUCAAGGACAUCUUGACAGCACCCGCACUGCUCAGGGAUGUCCCUAUGCUUUCUGCAAAACAACAGACAUAUGGCCUGGAGUCAUACCACAGUGUCCUGAACCACUUUGUUCCGAAAUCCUAUUCGUUUUCUGAUGAGGGGAUGGUGGCCAGGACACAGUUGGCAAUACUCCAUUACAACGAGAAUGCUGACCGUGUGCAAGUGGAAAGAGAGGGCUCCAAGCAGUUCCGACUGAAGCCAUCCAAGCUGAAAAAGACGUGGGUGGCCGUACCCCUCAAAGAAAAUGCUACCUAUGAUUAUGCGGCAACACUGAUUGCAGAGGUUCUGACUCGCAUUCAAGAACACCAAACGCAGUCAGCAGCUGCAGAAACUCGGCCAGCUCGUUCAGCAACAUAUGGUGAGAAGCCAACUCUUAGGCAAGCUGUGGAACAACACCAAACACGGUUCCAGAAGGGAAAGUAGGCCAUGUCCAC